Molecule: messenger RNA, 1958 nt
Organism: Dromiciops gliroides (monito del monte)
Lineage: Eukaryota; Metazoa; Chordata; Mammalia; Microbiotheria; Microbiotheriidae
Gene: BCKDHA
Product: branched chain keto acid dehydrogenase E1 subunit alpha
Exons: 10
Coding region: 226-1539 (437 amino acids)
Biological process (GO): branched-chain amino acid catabolic process
Molecular function (GO): oxidoreductase activity, acting on the aldehyde or oxo group of donors, disulfide as acceptor
Source: RefSeq, a predicted model, not a curated record
CGCUUGCGCCAGCAUUUUGUUUGUAGAGGCUUGUUGCCACACUUUCCCUCAGCCCCGCCCCCGACCUAGGCCGGAGGAAACUAUUAGAUUGUCGGAGGGAGGAGGCGGGAUCAGAAUGGCCCGAGGACCUAUUCCAGACCUGCUUUUUCAGGCGGUGGCCUCGCCGGCCCGGAAGAGAACCUGGGAGGCAGCCGCGGAGCGAGACGGCUAACGGCUCCAGUCAAAAUGGCGGUGGCGGCGACACGAGCCUGGGCCCUACGAGGGGGGCUGGCCUUGGCCCGGCGCGGGCCUCGCGGAUUGGCGGGAUCCGCCGCCAGGAGGCAGCAGGAAAAUUUCUCGUCCCUGGAUGAGAAACCUCAGUUCCCCGGUGCCUCCGCUGAGUUUGUGGAUAAGCUGGACUUCAUCAAACCCAAUGUCAUUUCCGGCAUCCCCAUCUACCGGGUGAUGGAUCGCCAGGGACAAAUCAUCAAUGCCAGCGAGGACCCCCAGCUGCCCCAGGAGAUGGUCUUGAGGCUGUAUAGAAGUAUGACCCUGCUCAACACCAUGGACAGAAUCCUCUAUGAGUCCCAGAGGCAGGGCCGGAUCUCCUUCUACAUGACCAACUACGGGGAGGAGGGCACCCACGUGGGCAGUGCAGCCGCCCUGGACGACACAGAUCUGGUGUUUGGGCAGUACCGGGAGGCAGGGGUGCUCAUGUACCGAGGCUACCCCCUGGAUCUCUUCAUGGCCCAAUGCUACGGCAAUUCGGGUGACCCCAGCAAGGGGCGCCAGAUGCCCGUCCACUACGGCUGCAGGGAAAGGAACUUCGUCACCAUCUCCUCCCCACUGGCCACCCAGAUCCCUCAGGCUGUUGGAGCUGCCUACGCAGCCAAGAGAGCCAAUUCCAACCAGGCCGUGAUCUGCUACUUUGGGGAGGGGGCGGCCAGCGAGGGUGAUGCCCAUGCCGGCUUUAACUUUGCUGCCACCUUGGAGUGCCCCAUCAUUUUCUUCUGCCGCAACAACGGCUAUGCCAUCUCCACCCCAACCUCGGAGCAGUACCGGGGAGAUGGCAUUGCGGCCCGAGGCCCUGGCUACGGGAUCAUGUCCAUCCGCGUGGACGGCAAUGACGUGUUUGCAGUGUACAAUGCCACCAGGGAGGCCCGGCGGCGGGCAGUGGCCGAGAACCAGCCCUUCCUCAUCGAGGCCAUGACCUACAGGAUUGGACACCACAGCACCAGUGACGACAGCUCAGCCUAUCGUUCUGUGGAUGAGGUGAACUACUGGGACAAGCAGGACCACCCCAUCUCCCGGCUGCGCCACUACAUGCUGAGCAGGGGCUGGUGGGACGAGGAGCAGGAGAAAGCCUGGAGGAAGCAGUCCAGAAAGAAGGUGAUGGAGGCCUUUGAAGAGGCUGAACGGAAGCUGAAGCCCCCGGUUAGCCUCAUCUUCUCAGAUGUGUAUCAGGAGACGCCAGCCCAGCUCCAGAAGCAGCAGGCAGCCUUAACCCGCCACCUGCAGACCUAUGGCGAGCACUACCCGCUGGACCACUUUGAGCAGUGAGGCAGAGCUGGAGAGCCAGGGGCUGCCCUGGCCGGGCCCCUCUUCCCUCCCUCCUGCUAUAAAUAGCUUUGGAGAGGCUGUGAUAGGGGCAGAGGUGAGGAGGGUGGGGGUGGAGCAGAAGCCACCCCGUGUGAGCCCUCCCCCUUCCCUAGUGGCCACUGCCCCUGGGAAGGCCGGGUGGGAGGGGGACAGGACAGUGAGCUCCAGCACCUCCUGUCUGUGACAGGGCCUUCUCUCCAGGCCCUUGGGGAAAGCUAGGGCUAUUGAUCCUUAAUCUCCCCAAUUAAUCCUCUGGGCUCCUCAGGGAGGGGUGGGGUACAGGUGGAUUUGUACUAAGGUUUGAGGCCCAGUGGGGGCGGGAGGGGUCACAAAUAGUGGUCUGGUGGCUGGGAGUCAAAUAAAGAUUUCUUUGCAGUUUG